Zophobas morio is the source of this 1987-nucleotide messenger RNA. RefSeq lists its product as uncharacterized. The record is from RefSeq and is a predicted model, not a curated record. Bases 1211 to 1918 code for a protein of 235 amino acids. Lineage: Eukaryota; Metazoa; Arthropoda; Insecta; Coleoptera; Tenebrionidae. The transcript is spliced from 3 exons.
UUAUUGCUAACUUUUGAUUCAAACAUUUUGUUGAAUUAAGUCCUCAUUUCCAUCAUGAAGCUACUGUUUUUAUUUAUCAUAUCAAGCGUAACUUUUACCACGGCUAACAAAUAUGAUGUUGAAGCAGAAAUAACAGAAAAAUUAGAAGAUCUUAAGUCAACAGUUCAAGGCACAAUUUCUGUGGCAUUUAUCACCAAUUUAGUUAAAGAUUUCACCAGCUAUCGUACCAGUAUGAUCUACUCAUCAGCGUCAGCACUAGGACAACAAUCUCAAACUUUCAGAAAUCGUAUUAACAACCUUAAAAUGUCUGCACAAUACGCCGGUAAAAACAUUGACGUAUGUUUGUCAACCAAUGAACCCCUUCUAAACAAACUAGCAAAUGACGCAUCUACACAACUGAAUGAAUGUGUCAUUGUUGCAGACAGUGAAAUGGCCAUUAUUGAAAAGGACACGAAUUAUAGAGUUGACACGUUAAUGAAUGAAGUUCACAAGUUAGAAUUUCAGCUUGAUAUAUGCGCAAACGAUCUUUUGUGUCAGGCAUCUGUGACUACAGAUAUUGAAACAUCUAUGUUGAGCAUACCCCAAAAAAUAGGAGUAGAAGUGGACCAAGCAGUAAUAUUAAGCGACGAGUUGAAAGUGCAGAUAAAACCUUGUAUGGACCCCAAAGUUGCACAAUAUAGUUUGGAAGCCGGUGCAGUUGCAAGUGAAAUAACCCGUUGUGUUAACAAUAUACUAUCGUCUUAAAAAUAUAUCUAGUUUGGCAUGUAAAAUUUAUUAUCAAUCUGAUAAACUUAAGACAUACUUGUUCUAAUAGCAUCCAAAAUACGUAUGUGUUGUUGUUUGGUCGAACAUACAACGUCUCAAAAUGAUGACUUCAGUUAUUUACAUAACAAAAGACUGUGAUCACUAUCAUAUCACCACUUUACAAUAAAAGAUAACCGAAAAUUUCGUGGAUACAACAAUUUUUCGGUUGGGAAGUUUUGACUAUUGUCAAAAGAAAAAUGGCGCUAUGUACUGUCGUCUAUGGACGUAGUUGGGAAGCCAUCUUGACGCGAUUUGCUGAACAAAGUGCUUGUUCUCAGCCAGUAUAAGCUGUUUAUCCGUUUCACUUUAUUGACACCAGUAGAAGAUAAUAGCACCGAUAAAGUUUAUUAUUAUUACAUACUUCUAUAGACAAAAUCUACCCUUUACCGAACCCAGUGUGUACGCAAUGCGUGUCUUAUUUUUAGUUUUCGUAACUAUUGUAACUGCUAAGGUUACAAAUCCUCAAAGACAGCUUUACGACCUGGAAGAUGAAAUCAGAGAAAAACUAGAAAACCUUAGAUCAACCGUUAGAGGCUCAAUUUCUGCAGCAAUAAGUUCAGUUGACAACAUGAUGAGACAAUUGUUCAGUUUUCGAAAUUAUGCAAUGUUAAGCGCCACAAGUGCAGCUAGAGAACUGUUCCAGACGUUUAAUAAUCAAAUCACUACUCUUAAAGAUUUAGCCCAUGCAGCUAACCAAAACAUUGAUGUCUGCUUAGAAAACAAUGAACCCCUUUUGACCGACUUAUAUGAAGACGUCGUUAAUAUAUUGUGGGAGUGUCUGACAUUCGCAGAUAGAGAAAUGUCAAUUAUUCAAAAAGAAGCUAAUUACAAAAUAGACACACUUAUGAGUGAAGUGAACAUGUUUGACUUUCAGGUUGACUUAUGUGCAGGAGAUUUUUUGUGUAUGUCUUCGCUCAUUACAGAAAUUGAGCUAGCGAUGAUAAAAAUACCACAAAAAAUUGGACUCGAAGUCGAACAAGUUAAUGAACUUUUCAACGAGUUGAAAGUAUUGAUACAAGAGUGUAUGGAUUCUAAAUUAGCACAUAUUACUACAGAAGGCGGUGCAAUUGUUACUAAAAUUACCGAUUGCGUUAAUAACAUAUUAAUUGUUUAAAAUGUCACGUUCAAGAUCUAGUUUUAAAACUCGAUAAACUUAGAUACAAUAUAUCUGAUAAAAUACCAA